Cylicocyclus nassatus is the source of this 1224-nucleotide messenger RNA. The record is from the annotation of a GenBank genome assembly. Lineage: Eukaryota; Metazoa; Nematoda; Chromadorea; Rhabditida; Strongylidae.
AUGGAUGAAAAGAAGGUACGAAUAACCGCCAUGACGUCCGUGGAAAUGUGUAUUGUUUCGCAACGGUACGUUAAAAAUUAUGAAGUAUAUCAUGGAAUCUCUACAUCAUCCUCGAAAGACGGGCUAUCAUUCACGCAACGUAAACAGAAGUUGCUCGAAGAUAUCUGUGAAGACCUAGUCCGUAACGGCUUUUCAAAGCGGACUCCUGAGCAGAUUGAUCAAAAGAUUAAAGACACACUAAAGAUGGCGAAAAAGAUAAGCGCGUUAGAGCAACAUGAAGAGACAAAGACAGGCGGUGGUCCUCCGACCGCCACUGCAGCUCCUCCUCAUGUGAAAAUAGUGAUUGAAGGCUGCGACAACAGACCGCGCCUUUCGGGUCUAGAGAAACCUUUGGAAAUUAAUGCAAACGCUACAGUGGACCUAUUUCUUUCCGCGGACGAAAACACCCCUGUUACACCGCUUACCUCGGGAUGGGGUGAAAAGCCGCUGAACAGCCCUCCACGCAAAAGAAGACGCUCCACACAGGCCUUGACAGAAGAAAAAGAACAAAUUUUGCAACUCGAGGCAGGGCGAAUUCAAAAACAAAUUCAAAACGAAUUCUACGCAGUGAAGUACUACAGCAAUCAAUGGAAAACAAGAGGCAAAAAAAUGUUCUGUUCUGCCUGCAAUGUGAAGAGAGAAGCAGUCAAAAUGACCAUGGCGGAGUUUGUGCCAUCUUUGUCCAAAGGGAAACGACCAGGGAUUCUUGUAGAGUCAGGAGCACCUUCCAAAAAGAGAGGACGGACAAAAGGGCGUAAUGGUUAUUUGCGGAAGAAGUCACACACCGCAGCAGUCCGAUCCUGCACAGAUUUGACCGAUCGAGCCUCGGGACGUCAUUUUGCAUCUCCAAAGUCGCAACUUAUGCCAGCUACCUCGAAUGGAGAUGGUUUAUCCGCAAAACGAAGAAAAGAUGGUAGUCGCGAACGAGCCAGAAGUUGGGCAUCAACUGGAUCUGCUGAUUUCUGUAGUCGAAACAAAAGAAGAAGAGACCUAAGUGUUCAUUCAAGUAACACGUCUGACGAUGGUGGCUGCGUUACACCACCCUUACGAAUCGAUGAAGAAACCGCUGCUGAAAUUGCGAAUUCACGUGAGAGCAGAAAUGCAAGCGACAGAUCGAGAGAAGCUCGACUGGAACGGGAAGCUGACUCGUGGAUUCGAUACCUCAUCAAGAAGGUGUGGUCUUAA